Messenger RNA from Colossoma macropomum (tambaqui), 3168 nucleotides. RefSeq names its product lamin L3 (gene lmnl3). The record is from RefSeq and is a predicted model, not a curated record. Bases 372 to 2135 code for a protein of 587 amino acids. NCBI's taxonomy places the organism in Eukaryota, Metazoa, Chordata, Actinopteri, Characiformes, Serrasalmidae. The transcript is spliced from 12 exons.
GUCUUGUGAUGUGACAUCAGCGCCUCGUUGAGGCCGCCAGCCCCCUCACAGCUGCGCGCAAUGAGGCGCUACUGGCCGACACAUCUAAACAGGCCUCAGAGCGACCAAACUCAGGAUUAUUACGGGUUAGACAGAAAGUGUGCGGCUGUUUUUUGCGCUGCUGCGUGUUGUGAAUAAGGGGAGACAUAGCCAGGCCGGGGCUGAGCGUGCGCUGCGUGUUCGUGAUGAUGGCAUCGUGGUGACUCUGGUGCGCUCGGAGUUGGAGUUUGUCUUGGCACUUUGGCACAUCUCAUCUCUCUCAUCCUGCACGGUCGCCUUCGGGCUGUUUUGCACAGUUAUAACCAGCUGAAGUGACGUUGGCACAGCGAGCCAUGAUCACCUCCACUCCAGCUCCAGGGGCUACUCGAGCCUCUCGAGCCGCCGGAGCUUCGCCUUCCUCAGUCAGCCCGACGCGCCUGAGCCGCCUGCAGGAGAAGGAGGACCUCCGGCAGCUCAACGACCGGCUGGCUAACUACAUAGAGCGUGUGCGCCAGCUCGAAAAUGAGAAGUCGUCCAUGCAGCUCCUGCUGGAGGAGAAGGAAGAGACCACCACCCGGGAGCUGAGAAACGUCAGGCUGCUCUACGAGACCGAGCUGGCCGACGCCAGGAAGACCCUGGACACCACCGCUAACGAGAGGGCCAGGCUUCAGAUAGAGUACAGUCAGCUGUGCGAGGACCACCGCAGGCUGGUGGCGAGGAACAACAAGAAAGAGGCCGAGCUGAGCAAUGCUGUCGAGCGCUGGAGAAAUCUCGAAGCUGCUCUGAACUCCAAAGAGGCAGACUAUGCUAAUUUACUGGCAGCCAACCGCAGGCUGGAAAAUGAUUUGGCGGAUCUCAAGGCACAAGUGGAUAAUCUGGAGUCAUCCUUGCAAAAUGCUAAAGCUCAGAUUAAUUCAGAGAUGCUGCGGCGAGUGGACGCAGAGAACCAGAUUCAGACGCUGCAGGAGCAGAUGGACUUUCAAAAGCACAUCUCUGAACAGGAAGUGCGGGAGAUGCGGAGCCGGCAUGAGAGUCGUCUGAUGGAGGUGGACUCGGGCAGGCAGAGGGAGUUUGAGAGUAAACUAGCGGAAGCCAUGCAGCAGCUCCGGCAAGAACACGAAACCCAAAUCCAGCAGUACAAGGAGGAACUGGGACGGACCUUCAGUGCGAAGUUGGAGAACGCGAAGCAAGUUGCGGCCAAGAACAGUGACUUUGCCACAUCAACAAGAGAGGAGCUGGCAGGAACCAAACUCAGAGUUGAGUCGCAGUCCAUGCAGAUCAGCAACCUGCAGAAACAGAACUCGGCGUUGGAGGCGCGUGUGCAGGAGCUGGAGCAUUUGCUGGACCGUGAACGGCAGCUCAGCCACCAGCGGCUCACGCAGAAGGAGCAGGAGAUGGCCGACAUGAGGCAGCAGAUGCAGGCACAGCUGGAGGAGUACCAGAGCCUGCUGGAUGUCAAACUGAUGUUGGACAUGGAGAUCAAUGCCUAUCGCAAGAUGCUGGAGGGAGAAGAGCGAAGACUGAACCUCUCUCCGAGUCCGUCCCAGCACGCUUCCAUCUCCCGCACACACAAGCAGACUACACGUAAAGCCUGGGCCAAGAAACGAAAGCACGAGGGCGGCUCAGGCCUCUCUCCCAGUUAUAAAGUGUCCCAGCACUCGUCCACCCGCGGCUGCGUGUCCGUUGGCGAGAUUGACCUGCAUGGAAACUUCAUAAAGCUCAAGAACAACUCUGACAUGGAUCAGCCACUAGGUGGCUGGGCAGUGAGGAGGAGGCAGCAAGGAGUUCCGGACAUCAUCUACCAGAUCCCCACAUCCUGCAUUCUGGGUGCUGGACAAACAGUGACGAUUUGGUCUGCAGGAGCUGGAGUGGAACCGAAUCCUCCUACUGACCUGGUUCUAAGUGAUCCAAAGACAUGGGGAGCGGUCAGCGAUGUCACAGUUUCUCUGCUUAACACACACAAUGAGGAGACGGCCGAGCGGUGUGUGGUGUGUGUUCAGGGCCGAGCUGAGGGAGACUCGGAUGUGGAAUUUGAUGAAGAGAGCGGCGUGGGCUCAGAGAUUCACCCUCGCCGACAGCCCAAACGAAGGAAAAAGAAAUGUUGCUCUCUAUCCUGACCUGUCGCUGCAUAGCAGGAGCAGUAGAGCCAGGUGGGGAAUCAGGAGGCCAGCUGUGCAGUCAUGUAGCAUCCGUCCAUCUAAGUCCAUGGACUAUGGUGUGGAAUUAUCACUCCAUUGAUAUUUUUUUUUACAGAGACAUAACCUAACGGCCCUAGAACGGUUAGUUCUUAAAAUAACUAAUUUCUUACUCCUGGGCUGUACUUAUGUCCAUUUAAUCACAUUCAUUGAGAUAUAAUGGGCAACACUGCAUAGAAUAGCCACUGAGACCCUAAAGAUAACUUGACAUAUUUUCCUGCAUCAGAAAAAUCAAACUUUCUGCAGAAUGUGUGAAAGUUGCUUGUUUGGAAGGUUUCUGGUGCCUUAAAACUUGUUCAUAUAAGUUAUUUGCAAAGGUCCUUCAGCAACGUGCAGUAUUUGUCUGUAAAUUCUGACAGAUAUGAUCUGAAAUAUGACUCAUCUCUGGACUUUAUUGUACCCGACUUGCCUGAAUAUUCCUAGAUUUGCACUCAUAAUUGCUAAAGCGUUACCUGUGUGUAAACAUGGGAAGGUUAUAUUUAUAGGAGUAGCCCAGAUGUGGUGGUGAUAUGCUGCUGAUGACUAGUGAGGUAGAGAAAGAAUGGUUGUACUUCAUUCCCAGACUCUAACUGUGCCUUUUGUAGGAAGAAUUGUUCAAAAUGUAGCACUACAGGUCAUUAAACCAUUUAGAAGGUUUGUCCAUUUUGGCCGCACUCUCGGUAGGAUCCAUUAUGAACGGUCAGUGUUCACAAGGUUACAUUUUAUAUGUUCUUUUAAUUUAAUCAGUGCAGUGACAAACACCUAUAAACACUGUCAUAAGCUUACUUUGGUUUUUCCUUUUUUUUGGUUGAACAUAUUCCCUUGUAAACCUUCAUAGCAGAACAUGACCAUUUAUCUGAUUAUCUAGCCUUCUAGUGACCUCAAAAUAGAUCCUGAAUGUCAAAGCCUAUUUAUUGCAUUUGUUUCACCAAAUGUAUAUACUUUUUUAUAUCUAUAUAUAAAUUCAAUAAAGAUU